GUCUGCGGAGCAGCAGCUCUCGGUAACGCGUUCACCGGUUACCGUGUUCGUUCAGGGCACCGAUUUGGUGGCUUCCACCGCCGACAUUAGAGCUCAAAACCCCCGGAGGACCGGAGCACCGGAGCACCGGAGCUGUCACCUCACCGGCUCGCCGCUUUAACGGACUCUCCGGUGUUUGGGAGCCGCUCGGUGCUCGGAGGCAGCGACUGAAGCUGAUCAGAAGCAGCUGAACAUGCUGGGAGUCCAGUGCUGAAGGAAGCAAACGUGGAAGACGAGAGCUAGCGUUAGCAUUAGCGUGGACGCCGGUCAGCAGCCGAUCGGAUGGGGGAGACGGAGGACGAGCGGACGGCUCAGGCCAGUCAGCUCUUUGAGACCUUCGUCCAGGCCUCCACCUGCAAAGGGACCCUGCAGGCCUUCAGCAUCCUCUGCAGGCAGCUGGAGCUGGAUCCGCUGGACCACAGCAGCUUCUACAGCGCGCUGAAGGCCGCCGUCAGCUCCUGGAAGGUCAAAGCGCUGUGGACCAAGCUGGACAAAAGGGCCCAGCAGAAGGUCUACAACCAGAACAAAGUCUGCCAAGGCACCAGGUGUCUGAUCAUCGGCGGGGGUCCGUGUGGCCUCCGGACCGCCAUCGAGCUCACGCUGCUGGGCUGCAAGGUGGUGGUGAUCGAGAAGAGGGACACGUUCUCCAGGAACAACGUUCUCCACCUGUGGCCCUUCACCAUCCACGACCUCCGGGGCCUCGGGGCCAAGAAGUUCUACGGGAAGUUCUGCGCCGGAUCCAUCGACCACAUCAGUAUCCGCCAGCUGCAGCUGAUGCUGCUCAAAGUCAGCCUGAUCCUGGGAGUGGAGAUCCACGUCAACGUGGAGUUCGUCAAACUGCUGGAGCCUCCAGAGCAGCAGGAUGACGACAGUCCUGGGUGGCGCGCUGAGGUCCGACCCGCCGGCCAUCCCGUCUCAGACUUCGACUUCGACGUCGUGAUCGGAGCCGACGGGCGUAAAAACACGUUAGACGGUUUCCGUCGGAAGGAGUUUCGAGGGAAGCUGGCCAUCGCCAUCACGGCCAACUUCGUGAACAGGAACACGACGGCCGAGGCCAAAGUGGAGGAAAUCAGCGGCGUGGCGUUCAUCUUUAACCAGAAGUUCUUCCUGGAGCUGAGGGAGGACACGGGGAUUGACUUGGAGAACAUCGUCUACUACAAAGACAACACUCACUACUUCGUGAUGACGGCCAAGAAGCAGAGUCUGCUGGACAAAGGAGUCAUCAUAAACGACUACAUAGAAACCGAGCGACUGCUGAGCCCCGACAACGUCAACCAGGAAGCCUUGCUGUCUUACGCCCGCGAGGCGGCCGACUUCGGCACAAACUACCAGCUGCCGUCGCUGGACUACGCCAUCAACCACUACGGGCAGCCGGACGUGGCCAUGUUCGACUUCACCAGCAUGUACGCCUCCGAGAACGCCGCCCUGAUCCGGGAGAAACAUGGACACCAGCUGCUGGUCGCGCUGGUGGGAGACAGUCUGCUCGAGCCCUUCUGGCCGAUGGGAACCGGCUGUGCUCGAGGAUUUCUGGCUGCUUUCGACUCUGCCUGGAUGGUGAGGGGUUGGACACAAGGAAGGAGCCCUCUGGAGAUCCUGGCUGAGAGGGAGAGUCUUUACCGCCUGCUGCCUCAGACCACCACAGAGAACAUCAGUAAAAACUUCGAACAGUACUCCAUCGAUCCCGCAACCCGCUACCCGAACCUCAACUCCAGCUGUGUGCGUCCACAUCAGGUGCGUCACCUGUUCAUCGACGGUCGGCAGGACUCGGGUCUCGUGGAACGAGGAGGACUGACUCGUAAAUCAGUCAACCUGUCCAGAAGAGAGUCCGAGGUCCGACCGGGUCGCCUGCUGACCUGGUGCCAGAACCAAACUCACGGCUACAGAGGAGUCGACGUCACCAACCUGACGUCCUCCUGGAGGAACGGCGUCGCCCUCUGCGCUCUGAUCCACCGCCAGAGACCCGAACUCAUUGACUUCGACUCUCUGAACGAGGAGGACGUGGCGGGAAACAACCAGCUGGCGUUCGACGUGGCCGAGCGAGAGUUCGGCAUCCAGCCGGUGACGACGGGGAAGGAGAUGGCCGCCGAGGCCGAGCCGGACAAGCUGCUGAUGGUUCUGUACCUGUCCAAGUUCUACGAGGCGUUCAGGAACUCACCGGCCAACAACAACGUUUCAGGAGAAGCCGAUGAAAACGGCGACGAGCACAAAACCAACCACAAGGUGCAGAACCUGCCUCAGCAGAGGAAGAGGAUCCCCAGGGACGACAAGAAACUGGAAGAAGAUUCUGUCAACAAGAGACGACGGAAAGGCAACAACUACCUCACAGAGUUGUCCUGCCACAGUGCGCCCCCUGCUGGCGAGGACGGGGAGCUGCGGGAGAACAAGGUCCGCUCCAUGGCGACUCAGCUGCUGGCCAAGUUCGAGGAGAAUUCGUCGACGGGAAAGACGCGCAGCAAGUCUGACGAGGAUCCUUCCUUUCCUCCGUCUCCUUCCUCCUCCUCCUCCCCUCAUCUCCUCUCUGAGGAUGAUGAUGAUGAAGAGGAGGAGGAGACUGAAAAUCCUCGUUUUGCGAAGCCUAAGCUCGUAGCUCCUCCUCCUCCUCCUGCUGCUGCUGCUCGUCCCAGGUGGCAGCCGUCCAUCUACCUGCAGCUGCUGGAGAACCCCAGCUCUGUGCUCCAACAGACCCCUUUCUUUCCUUUAUCUAAAAGCUGUGAGAGCAGCUCCAGUCGAUCUCCGUCUCCGUCCCAAACCCCGUUAGCUCCGCCCGCCGAGCGCCGCUACCCAGAACGCACCUCUCCCGCCCGGCGCCGCCCCGAGCGUCGAUCGGCCCUCCGAUCAGGUGAAUUUAAAGCCUCUCCUGUUAGAUCUGUGGUGCGUCUUCGCCGUCUGACCGCCGGCUGCUGUUUCCUUCAGAGAAAAGAGAAGCUGUCGUCCAGAGAGUUUUCCAGACGCAGCAUAAAGCAGCGAGCCGACCUCCUGUCCACCAUGUUCACGGCCUCCAACAAACCCGCCGCCGCUCUCUCGGGGUCGCAGGUGGAACCUUCUACCUCCUCUCCUCCUCCAUCUCCUCCUUCAUCACCUCCUCCUCCUCCUCCUCCUCCUCUGUCUCAGACCUUCUCCGUGGUCCAUCCCGUUCCUGAUCCCACCGUCCAGGCUGGUUUCUCCUCUGUUCCUCUGUUCAAUCCUGGACUGAAGGACAAGACUCCCUCCACCGCUCCUUCGUCUCACUCUGAGAAACCCAAACAAACCUCCUCUUUUCCUGCUGAUUCCUCCACGUCUGAUAACAAAACAGCUGCUGUCCGUUCUUUGCCUCGCUUAGAUGAGAACCAGAACGUCUCCUCUCUGCUAUCGGACUCUAGCGCCGCCUCGUCUUCUCUCGGGGAAAAGUGUGAGAAGUUACGCCAGAGUUCCAGAAACAAUCAGGAAAAUGAGGUGCAGAAGGUCGACGAACCUGCUCAGGAGACUUUUGAGGGCAAGAAAAUAGCUGAAAAUGAGAACUCAGAGCUCGAGGUCCCCAGAAGAAACGCUCCAAAGUCGGUCGCUCGCUCUGAGAGUUGUCCGACCGGAGCUCCUAGUUACAUGAAAGAGCGUACAGUCGGAAAAGUGUCCUCAGCCAUAGACGCUAAAGCUCAGUUACUGGCCAUCCUCUAUGAGACCGACCACCGGCCCAGUGCAGCGCCGUGUGUGGUACGUAAGGACUUCCCUCCGGGCCUCGGCGGCAGCGACAUCUGCCACUUCUGCACCAAGCGGGUUUACGUGAUGGAGAGACUCAGCGCCGAAGGUUUUUUCUUCCACCGCGAGUGCUUCCGAUGCGACGUCUGUAACUGCACCCUCCGACUGGGCGGACACACCUUCGACUCGCAGGAGGCCAAAUUCUACUGCAAGAUGCAUUACGCCCAGCGCCAGUCCAGCACUCACCUGAGCAGGUUCAGAAGGAGAACGGAGGACCAAAGUCGUGUCGCAGCGUCGUCAUUGGACAGCGGGAGCUUCUCGGCCGCCGCCGGCGUCCAGACCCAGCCCUCAGGAGGGGCGUCCAGCCUGCACCCGGAGCAGCUUGAUAAAGGUCAGAGCAGAGUUCCUGAGGAUGCAGAGAUGGCUGAGGAAGCCCUCGAUGCUCCUUCUCUAACAAAACCAGCAGCACAGGACGGCGCCGGGCCGAAGGCUCAGAACCAGGACGGUACCAAAGGUCAGACUCCUGAAGUUCUGAACACGGUACAAGCAGAAGCCGAUAAGCCUCAAACCAAGUCGGGCCAGAACGGAGAAACACCGGAGAGCUCGUCGCCUUCGGCCUUCCAGGCCAUCGCCAACGCCUUCAGGAGGACGUUCAGCGUGACGCAGCACGGCUCCACCGCUGCAGCCGCCAUGAGACCCAAACGCGACGGAGCCAGGAAGCCGAGGCCGAUGUCCGAGGGAGCGUUCAGCUUCAGCUCGCUGUUCGGCGCCGCGACUCCGGACUCGUCCACGGAGCAGAAGAGGGCCGGCUGGGCGGCGGACCCGUGGGGUUCCGGUCGGGACCUGCCCUCGCUGCUGCAGCAGGUUUCCCUGAAGGGCCGCAGGGACUCCGGAGGGGUUUUCUCCGACGACAUGGGCUCGCUCCCUCGCCGCAGAGUCGACCUGUUCUCGUCGCUGAGGCUGAGGAAGAGGGAGGUUUCUGAGAGCGAAGGGAAGGACCACGAGGUCCAGAGGGAGAUCAGGACCAUCCUGUCCAAACUCAGAAACAAAGCAUCCAGUCAGCAGAACCUGGACGAAGCCUCCUCGAGUGACGAUGACAAUGAAGCAUCUAAUCAGAAGCUGUGUCCAGAGAAGCUGAGGAAGAAGCAGGAGAAGACGGUGGCCCAGCAGGCCAAGCGAGAGCAGCUCAAGAGGCUCCACAGAGCUCAGGUGAUCCAGAGACAACUGGAGGAAGUCGGCGAGAAGCAGAAGGACGUGGAGGAGAGAGGAGUGACGAUAGAAAAGACCAUAAGAGGAGAAACUGAACCAAGCCAGACGGACGCGGACGAGGCCCAGCUGUACCAGUCCUGGUUCAAACUGGUCCUGGAGAAGAACCGACUGGCCCGAUACGAGUCGGAGCUCAUGAUCUUCGCCCAGGAGCUGGAACUGGAGGACACGCAGAGCCGGCUGCAGCAGGACCUGCGACGUCGAAUGGCGGAGGAGGAUACGAAGAAGAGCGCCUCGGAGCUGCAGGAGGAGCAGGAGAUCCUGUCGGAGAUCAUGAGGACGGUGGAGAAGCGAGACAUGCUGGUGUCCAUGCUGGAGGAGCAGCGGCUGAAGGAGAAGGCCGAGGACAAGGACCUGGAGGGCCUGGUGCUGUCGCGGGGCUACGAGUUCCACUGGGCCCCGCUGGACGACAGCUGGGGGCCCGACGGGCCGGACGCCGACACCAGCUAGACCAAGUGGUGUCUUUAAUUCACCCUGAAGACGGAGCUAACGACUUCCUCCAACAUGAAGCUAACAACGUCUCUGCCAUUAAGCUUAUUUGACCUCUGCAGUGUAAUCUGUGGCGGGCCGGACCGGCGCUGACCUGAAACCGGAUGAUCGCCGUGCUUAACCGGUCACGCCACCGACCGCCUCGUACGUUUUUGCACACCUCCUCAACCAAACCUCCUGCCGAGUGCAGCAGGCCGGCUGACGCUGCGACGCUGUAACGCUUCACCGGAGAACAGGCGGAAAAGACUCGGUUUGGAAUUUGUGGAAUGAAUCCAGAAAUGUGCUUCUUGUGAAUCUCUGUUUGUCACUUUGUGCGACUGCAAACAUGUUUUAUGUGGUUUCACUUUGUGCUGGAACAAUAAUAAUUAAAAUACGACCGCGUUUAGACCCAGACACGAGCGAACACGUGAAACCAGAACCGUCUGCCAAGAGGCUGCAGGUUUCAGCGUUUCCUUCCUCUUCAGGUGUGUUGCAUACCUGAGAGCUGAGCCGUGACCUUCCAGCACCUCCUACUACUGCCAGAUAACCUGCGAUGUGUUUCUGUAAAGGGCUGAGAGUCUAAACGCCCUCAUGACAACAUCAACAAUGUGUUUACAGGAGUUUUUAUCCCGGGACAAGUCACCAGGCGACUCCUUUGUUCCCUUCCUGGGCUUCAAAUGUCGGCAUGUGAAUGAAAAAUAUUCUAAGUGAUGUUGUGAUGAUUUAAAAAGACUAAACUGUGUGUGUGUGUGUGUUGUGGUUUCGUGCUGCUUUAAGUCUUUUAAAUGGAAAAGAAUCUUAAAUAAAACUUAACUUCAGCUUUUGAAUACUGUCA
Messenger RNA from Stegastes partitus (bicolor damselfish), 6280 nucleotides. Its product is annotated as protein-methionine sulfoxide oxidase MICAL2-like. The record is from RefSeq and is a predicted model, not a curated record. Gene Ontology annotation, molecular function: protein binding; FAD binding. Lineage: Eukaryota; Metazoa; Chordata; Actinopteri; Pomacentridae.